CUGAAUUUAAUUCAGGUACACUUUUAUCUCAAAAGCGGCGAUCCUACGUUGUUCGAAGUCAAGGAGAAAACCGGCGAAGUCUUUUUGAAAAAAGGGCUAUCACUUGGAAAACAUCAGCUUACGGUCGAAGCAAAGGAUGGAGCAGGAUCGGCUGGCGAGACAGAUGCUCAUGUAUAUGUCUAUGCGAUAGGAUCAGAUGCCAGCGCUCCUUCAUUUACGCAGCCUAGCUAUGUUAUCAAGACUGCUGAGGAUAUCUUGCCAGGCAUAUCCAUAGGAGCUGUGCAAGCUACUGAAACCGGUAGGAUUACGGUAGCGCGUUAUCUCGACGCAGACAAGAAUGAUAGAGUUGUCCUGAAUGUUCAAGCUGAUCUCAUCAAUGGAGGCUCAAACCAUACUCAAGUCGUGAUCCUUAUUGAAGAUCACAACGAUAACACUCCGAGGUUUCCGACUGAUUUGGUAGAGGUUACUGUAAGCGAGAAUCAAACUGUGCACAGUCCAUUCUACAUCGUGCAUGCGACAGACAAGGACAAGAGAAAGAACGGUGCUAUAUCCUAUUCGAUCAUCUCCUCGCACCCUCCCUGUCCUGUUAUGGUCCAGCCAUUGACUGGGCAACUUCAGUUGACCGAUCAACUUGAUUUUGAAAAAAUUAGAGACUACAGUAUUCGCAUAAAGGCUCAAGACCACGGUGUCCCACCACGUUCGUCCAAUAUGACGCUUGUGCUGCAUGUUUCCGACUUCAAUGAUAAUGCUCCCGUCUUUGAAAGAAAAUCCUACGAAGCUGAGGUGCCCGAAAAUUCACCAUCAAUGGCUGUAGUGCUCAAGGUGAAAGCCAGAGACGAAGAUUCAAGAGAAAAUGGUAGAAUUCAGUAUAGGAUAACAAAUGGAUCAAGUGUGAGUUCAUUUUGGAAUCCAUAG
Molecule: messenger RNA, 915 nt
Organism: Cylicostephanus goldi
Lineage: Eukaryota; Metazoa; Nematoda; Chromadorea; Rhabditida; Strongylidae
Source: the annotation of a GenBank genome assembly